AGAGAAAGAAAAAGAAAGAGGCUCAUUUCCUCCACAGUGAGACACAAAAAGGGAACAACAAGAAGAAGAGAGAAAGAAGAACAUAAAAGACAAAGGAGCCAAAUGCUGGUACCCUUUUGAACUCUAAAUUGGAGGAUCGGGUCACGCAAUCGAAGAUCUCGGACCUCCGUAUCUGCACUUCACGUUCAAUUCCACGCCCCUUCCACAUUUCACUCCAAAAUUUCAAUUGUUGUUGAUGAUGGUUGGUUCCAAAUUGAAACGAUGGUUAAGAUUGCGUUUGCUUGCGUGAAAUGAUCCGAAGAGUGACCGAGAGUAGUGCUACCUUCAAUAUAGGAAAAUGAAGUCUGAUACGCUUCUUGAUUAUGCGGUAUUCCAAUUGUCUCCAAGGCGUUCAAGAUGUGAGUUGCUGGUUUCAAGUGAUGGAAACACUGAGAAACUGGCAUCAGGAUUGGUGAAGCCAUUCUUGACCAAUUUAAAGGUUGCAGAAGAGCAGGUUGCUCUAGCAGCUUCAUCAAUCAAGCUAGAAAUUGAUAGACAUAAAAAUGCAGAGGCGUGGUUUACAAAAGGAACACUUGAGAGGUUUGUGCGGUUUGUUAGCACACCAGAAGUUUUGGAAAUGGUCAAUACCUAUGAUGCAGAAAUGUCCCAAUUAGAAGCAGCACGAAGAAUAUAUUCUCAGGGGGCAGGAGAUCAGCGUUCAGAUCCACAGGGUGGGAAUGGAGUAGGGGCAAUAACAGUGGCAGAUGCUACAACGAAGGAACUCCUAAGGGCAAUUGAUGUAAGAUUGAGUGCAGUUAGGCAAGACCUAACCACAGCAUGUGCUCGUGCAUCAGCCUCCGGUUUCAAUCCCCACACCAUCACUCAUCUCAAACAUUUUGCCAAUCGUUUCGGUGCUCAUAAAUUGAAUGAAGCGUGUACUAAAUAUAUGUCACUGUACGAAAGAAGACCGGACCUUAUCAGUCACUGGCCAGGUGGCGAUGACAGGGAACUCCGAUCAUCAAUUAGUUCUGACAUGUCCAUCGACAACGACGAUGGGCCCAACCAAGCUCAGGCCCAGGUCCAGGAUCAACUCUCAGACCCACCAAAGCCCAAGUCUUUUUCCAACUUCGCUUCGCUGCGAAGAAGCAACACCAGCGUGAACUCGAGGGACGACACCAACGACGCCCCUGCCAAAGAGGAGACGGAGUCGCCGGCGUCGGCAACCGCGGCGUCGACGGCUCCGGCGGCUCGGAGGCUUAGCGUGCAGGACCGGAUCAACCUGUUUGAGAAUAAGCAGAAGGAGAAUUCCUCCGGGAAGCCACCGGAGCUCCGGAGGUUUUCCUCCGAUGUGCUGCGGCGGUGGAGCGGUGCGAGCGACAUGAGCAUCGACAUCAGCGGGGAGAAGAAGGAAUCGGAUAGCCCCUUGUCGUCCUCUGUUUCGCAGACGAAGUCCCUUCUUUCGGAAGAGAAGGAUCGAAACGACAACAAAUCGGAGAAGUUUGGGAAAACUGAUCAAGGGUCUUUUGAGGAGACAGGGAAAGUUUCCGUUUUUGACGAGGACAUGAACGGGGGGUUUAAGGAUCAGGUGGGUGGUGGUGGCGUUCCGGAGGCCGUAGCAGCGAAGAAGGGUUCAUCCGAGGUUGUUGUUGGUGGUUCUAUGUUGUCUUCUGGGGAUGAGGAUGUGAAGGUUUAUGGUGGGGUGAAAAAUCAUGUGGUUGCACCGUCACUUAUUAGGGGACCCCGAAGUCAUUCUCGAUCCUUAUCAGCACAGUUUGAAGGUGGCAAUGGACUCAAAAUGAGGGAUGUUUCUGUUCGUGUCGAUCAAUCUUCACAGAUUGAGGUUGAAGACUCUUCUUCAUUCCCGAACAAGGAUGAGGAUUCCCAAAUCCCAAGAAUGAAGUUCCAGAAAUCUCAACAGUCGAGCAUGACACAGGGUAAAAGGGAUGAAACUAACAGAAGUGCUCAUGAAUUUAGCAAGAUGAAACAAGUUUUAGAGACUCAGGACAAUGCACGUCCAUCCUCAACCCCACCAUUAGAGCAGCAACAUCAGAGGGUGAGGCAAGCUAAAGGAAAUCAAGGGCUGCAUGAUGAUCUGAAAAUGAAGGCUGAUGAACUUGAAAAGCUUUUUGCGGAGCAUAAACUGAGGGUUCCUGGGGACCAGUCAGGUUCUGCGAGGAGAGUUGAGCCGGCUGAUGCACAUAUAGAACAGUCACAGUAUAGGAAAGCUGGAGUAGGGGAGUCGACUCCUCAGUUGCCUUCCAGAAGCAAUGUGACUGAAGUGACUGCGAGUUCAAGCAGUCUGGCAAGCUUUGAUGCUAAGUCGGUUGCAAAGACGGUGGACAGUCACAAUUCUGGUGAUGCUUUGAGGCACAGUUUUUCUGAUCUUAACUUGAGUGAAGAUUCUAGAGGAAAGUUUUAUGAGAAGUACAUGAAGAAGAGGAAUGCCAAGCUUCGAGAAGAUUGGAGUAUGAACAGAGCUGAGAAGGAAGCUAGGAUGAAGGCCAUGCAGGAUAGCCUUGAGAUGAGUAGAGCUGAAAUGAAGGCCAAGUUUUCGGGCUCUAGCAACAAACAAGAUUUAGCAUCAGGUGCUCAUCGUGCCGAGAAACUUAGAUAUUUCAAAUCAAAUAUUAAGAGGGAGCAGCAUCCGAUAGAUUCCCUUCAGAAUGAAGAUGAUGAGUAUGUUUCUGAAUUCUCAGAAGAGAAAACUUACGGUGCUUCAAGGCAAAGUAGGAAAAAUUUUCCUAACAGACAUACAUCUUCAGUUACCCCUCGAACAACAGCUGUGUCGGUCUCACGUUCAUCUGGAAGGAGAAGAGACAACCCACUUGCUCAGUCUGUUCCAAAUUUUUCUGAUUUAAGAAAAGAAAAUACAAAGCCUUCUUCUGGAGUGGGUAAAACAACCCGUUCUCAGGUAAGGACGUAUUCCCGUAGCAAAAGCACCACUGAGGAUAUGCAAGGAGUCAAGGAAGAGAAGUCGAGGCAAGCUCAGUCUUUAAGGAAAAGUUCUGCUAAUCCUGCAGAGUUUAAGGAUUUGUCCCCUUUGAACCCAGAUGGGAUUGUUUUGUCUCCAUUGAAAUUUGAUAUGGACGAAACUGAUCUAGGCCCUUAUGAUCAAUCGCCUAGAUCUUUUCUUAAAAAGGGUAAUAACAUAGGUUCUGGUUCUGUUGGCAAUGCUAUCCGGAUGAAAGCUUCAAUGGCAACUGAUACUCAAAAAAAUAAAGAAUUUGAUGACCUUGAAUUUGAUGAGGAUGAUUCUUUGCAGAUGGGCACAGAGGAACAGGAUGACAUUGAAACUAUGGUUAUCAAAGAUAUUGCUUAUAAUAAUAAUGGAAAGGUGAGUCUGAGCCAGGAAUCCGGGAAGUCUGGUAAUUCUGGAUCUGAAAUUGGUGAUUCUACAAGGUCUUUUGCCCAGGUUGACCCUAUUUCAGGAGGUGAAAUGGCUUCUGGGUUUCCAUCAACAUUCAACGGUGUAAGAUCUGUGCAGGAUUCUCCUGUUGGAAGUCCUGUGUCAUGGAAUUCACGCGUGCCUCAUCCUUUUUCAUACCCGCAUGAGUCAUCUGACAUUGAUGCUUCCGUAGAUUCUCCAAUUGGAAGCCCAGCAUCUUGGAAUUCUCAUUCUCUUAACCAGGGUGACAAUGAUGCUGCCCGAAUGAGGAAAAAGUGGGGAAGUGCACAAAAGCCAUUUCUUGUUGCUAAUUCAUCCCAAAAUCAACCCCGCAAAGAUGUCACUAAAGGUUUUAAGAGAUUGCUAAAGUUUGGGAGGAAAAAUCGUGGAUCCGAAGGUUUGCCUGAUUGGAUCUCUGCAACAACAUCCGAAGGAGAUGAUGAUACUGAAGAUGGCCGAGAUUUGGCCAAUCGGUCAUCAGAAGACCUGAGGAAAUCAAGAAUGGGAUUCUCUCAUGGUCAUCCUUCUGAUGACAGCUUCAAUGAAAAUGAGCUGUUCAAUGAACAGGUCCAAUCCUUGCAAAGCUCUAUCCCAGCACCUCCUGCUCAUUUUAAACUGAGGGAUGAUCACAUGUCUGGAAGUUCUUUAAAAGCUCCCAAAUCAUUUUUUUCACUAUCAACUUUCCGAAGCAAGGGUAGUGACUCGAAAACCAGAUGAAAUUCCACUGAUUGGGCCUGGCAAGUAAUUGGGAUCAUCUCAAUGGUAGAGGUGUAAAGGACAAUAUUAAAUAUGAUACAGAAAAGAGAGGUAGGCUCGAUACAAUGAUCUAUAUGAAAGAUAUAUGUGAUUGGGGUUAUGUAUAUUUUCUUGGACUCAUGAGGUUUUCCCCUAUGAUUUAGUUAGUCAUGGUUGUGUUGAUAUAUGCUGCAUUCUGUAGUCAAUGAAGAGUCGCCUAUUGGUGCAGUGUCAUUGUAAUUUUGGCAGGAGUGGCAUUCUUUUGCUCCUUUAUUUUGAUUUUCUUGUGUGAUGUAUAUCAGAGUUGAACUCCUGUUAGAAUGAAUCAGUACAGUCAGAGUUAAGAAGAGUAAUGUGAUUGCGGAGCAAAAUAGUAGCUUUCAAAAGAUUAUUUCCCUCUCCCAUGAAAAGAACGAAUAAGAAUUUUGAUUAUUUCAAAA
Molecule: messenger RNA, 4539 nt
Organism: Vigna unguiculata (cowpea)
Lineage: Eukaryota; Viridiplantae; Streptophyta; Magnoliopsida; Fabales; Fabaceae
Source: RefSeq, a predicted model, not a curated record